CAGACUGUUUUGGUCUUGUAGAUGUUAGCAACGGAAAAGCCCUAGACAGCACUGAACCACGUUUUGUGAUUUGAAAUUAAUUUUGUUUAGAUUACACAACACGUUGGCAAGAGGUUCAACGCACGUAUUUAUUUCAAGAGAGUAAUUUCUACGUGUUGUCUUUUUUAAGUAGUGUUUUUUUCAGUUUUAAUAGGAAUUGUACUGGUUGCUAAUUGAGCUAGCAAGCCAGCUAGCUUGUUAGCGUAGCAUUUUCCCUCGAGAGGCACGUUGACAUUAGCCUGCUAGCCUCGGACUUGCUAACGGCAGCGGCCAACUGUCACACAACCACACACACACACCACAAUCUUCCUCGUCCAAGAGAGAAUUGCGGUGUCGAGCUGGUCAUUUUAACUCGCCGUCUUUUAUGGGAUCGACAUGUCAAUGAAGGCCGGUGGAAAUCGCAGCAAGCCCGGCGGUGGUAACGCCGCUGGUGCUGGAGGAAGCGGCGGGGGAAGACAGAAUCUGGGCAGGUUUGUGCAAUUAAAAUAUAAAUACAUUAACGGCGAGACACACUGUGGUCGGUUUCCAGAGUGUGGAUACAGUAGCUACUCACGAUGGCGCUUUUAAGAGUUGACAUGUCCAUUUUGUGCUCCAAACCCGUGAAGGCGGUUUUGUGGACGUUAAAUGGGCCUUGCGACGCCUUGGUCACCUAUGCUAGCGCGGCCUGGCUGCUUGUCCCUGAAAUGUUGCAACCUAUAGCCGCUUCAUGCACAUUGAUAUCACACUAUCGCUUGUAUUUGUGUGUUAAUACCACGUUUUGGCUGACUGUUCCUUUAUGUUUGUACAGAGGGCCACCGUUGACAUAGGAGUCCGGCGAGCUUGCGUUAAUUAGCCGUCUGACAGCUAGUAAUUGAAUGGCCUCUGCAAGCUAAUCAUUGCAUUUUUCACCUGAACGCAUCACUUGCAUGUUGUUCAAUGUGUUUCUGUAGCAUCCACACAAUACAAUGAGAAACGUUUUUUUUGUAAAUAACCCAACGGGGAUUGUAGGGCGUGUGUGUGUGCGUGCGUGGAGAAAUGGGUUUUGGUUAGGAAAAUUGAGUUAAAUUAACCGUCUGUCAACCUUGACGUUGCUGCUUAUGUUAAAUAAUGCCCUUGAAGUAUGACUUUUAAGCACAUGUCCUGGAGGAUCAAGUUGAUCGCAGGCUGUCAGUGAAAUAGCUGCAGCAACUUGGACGUGUGCAAGGCUUCUUCUUAUCAUUCACUGGUCACCGGCACAGUACGCCCUAUUUGCUCAUUGCGUAGCUUUCCACUGAGGCCGUCAUUUUUUUUCUUACAUUAAACACGCAUCCGUUGAUAUGAGCACGUUUAUACAAGCUAUGUUUCAGUAGGGGCCUUUAGGGCUACAUUUCAGCGGAGAUUGAUGUUAAUCUCUCAGUACAAAGUGAUUAAUUGUAGGAAAUAGGCAUUGAUUAUAAUGAAGGCGAAUGCGCGCUGAAUGUGCUGAACAAAAAGGUGCAUUCGAGGACAUGCUGGAAUGAAUAAGGUGCAUUCUAGGACGUGUAAGGAAAAAGAAGGUGCAUUUUAGGACAUGCUAGACGAAAUAUGGUGCAUUCUAUUACCUACUAGACUAAUAAUGUGUAUUGUAGGACGUGCUUGCAGGAAUAAGGUGCAUUUUAGGGAAUGUUAAACAAUAUUUUACAUUGUAUUAUUACCUGCUAGAAUAAUAAAGUGUAUUGUGGGUUAUGAAUUUACAAGGUGUAUUACGCAUGCUGGUAGGAAUAAGGUUUAUUCUAGGACAUGUUACACAAAAUAAGAUGCAUUUAUGGACUGCUGGAGGAAUCAGAUGGGGUCUUGGACGUAUUCUACAGAAGAACAUGGUGUAAAAGAGGACAUACUCGAAAGAUAAGGGGAAGACACAGUGCUAAAGGUCCUGCUGCGGUUAUUUUCAAUGGAGUUUAUGCAAACAUGAGGAUGGUCCAUGUCUUGACUUCAGUUGUGGGCACCAGGUGUGAACUGAAGGUGAAAAAUGGAGCGGUCUACGAAGGAGUGUUCAAGACUUAUGGUCCAGAGUGCGACCUGGUGUUGGAUGCAGCCCAUAGAAGGAGCCCAGAGCCGAGCGUGGGCCCCAGAAAAGAGGACAUAGUAGAGAGCAUUGUCUUUAAGGCAUCCGACGUCGUCGUGGUGUCCUUCAAAGACGUCGACCUUAACUUUGCCAGGAAAGUUUCCUCUGAUACAGAGCAUAAAGGUGUAUCCUUGCGUGUCUCAGAUAACUUCACAGACUCCGCAGUGAGCGGCAGGAUCAAUGGCGAGCACAAAGAGAAAGAUCUAGAGCCCUGGGACGGUGGAGAGACCCACAACUCUGACAGCCUCGAGUCUCUGGAUACUGAUGUGUCAAACGGGUGGGACCCCAAUGACAUGUUCAAGUACAAUGAAGAGAAGUACGGUGUCUUAUCUACCUAUGACAGCAGCCUGUCCACAUAUACUGUCCCACUAGAGCGUGACAAUUCAGAGGAGUUCCUGAAAAGGGAAGCUCGAGCCGCCCAGCUGGCCGAGGAGAUAGAAGCCAGCUCCACGUACAAGGCCCGCGUGGCCCUGGAAAAUGACGAGCGCUCUGAGGAGGAGAAGUUUACCGCAGUGGUGCGAGGGGAAAGAGAGAUGCACACAUUGAGCAGGGAGAACAAGUACAUUCCCCCGGGGCAGAGAAACAGGGAGGCCAUGUCAUGGGGGCCUGGACGGCAGAAUUCGCCACGCCUGACUCCAAACUCAGCCGGACCUUCAGCUCCUCGUGCGGGACUGCAUGACUAUAAUCAGAGCACAGGGGCUGACCAGAGGGUGGUGAAUGGAGGUUCAUCCCAUUGGCCCUCACCCUGUCCAUCUCCUUCCUCCCGCCCUCUCCCUCGUUACCAGCCCGGCCCUUCCUCCCUGCCUCCUCGGGCGGCCACGCCCACCAGGCCACCCUCCAGACCCCCCUCUCGACCUUCCAGGCCUCUCUCUCAUUCAUCCCACCCCUCCCAUCCCUCUUCCUCAUCUCCCUUUCCCCACCACGGGCCGUCGUCGCCGGCCUCCUCUCUGCCCAAACGCAUGUCUUCAGAAGGUCCACCAAGGAUGUCCCCAAAAUCCCAGCGGACGCCCCGUGCUCACAGAGUGCCGACCAGCAGGACCACAGGAAUGCCACCAGGAGUGGAUCUGAUGUCCCACAAUUCUCCGGGAGAUCUUCCAGUGACUCCGUCCAACAGAGGGAACUCUUCAGGAGGAACCUGGUCUUCUGUAGUUAGUGGAGCACACAGACCGCGCUCCCCUCGUCAGAACAGCAUGGGCGGAGCCUCCCCUUCCUCUGCAUCCCCACAGACAGGUGCAGCUCCCAUGGACACUUUUGCCACGUCGACGUCCGCUUCCUCCCCGACUGCUGCAAGCCCCGCCCCCAAUAUGGUCGCCGGAGAUGUAAAAGAGUGUCGCGUCCAGGAGACGAGGCAGACAUCCCCCAAAGACAACAUGAAGGACAGUUCAUCCAGUGUCAACAGACCUAUGUGUAAAGGUCCUCCCUCCUUGGCCCCUGACCACAGAAAACAAAUAGACAAUUUAAAGAAAUUUAGCGAAGAUUUUAGGUUGCAAUCUAGUUCCAACCCAGACCCUGCCUUUGACCACAUGAUCACCAAACCUUCAAGAGAUAUCACAGACAAGCCUACUGAUGCCCCCUUGGACAAAGCCUCUGCAGUGGGGCCAGAAGACCAUGGGGUCCCCACCCCGUCCGCCGGCGCCAUCAACACGAGUAAGCCCGGCAGCCCCGCCGCGCUGUCCCCGUCUCCGACAGGCCUGGACCAGAAGCGGGCAGGUCUGGAUGUGACGUCACAGGGGGUUCAGACAACGGCCACGUCCACUUUUGGUGGGCCCAAGCAUGAAGAGAAGGAGGACAAGAAGGAGGCGGUGCAAGAUCAAGUGAGAAAGUCCACCUUAAACCCUAACGCUAACGAGUUCAAGCCAAGGUUUAACACACAGCCUAAACCAGCCAAUACCCCGACACCACCCCGGCCCCAGGGCCAGCCCAGCCCUUCCAUUCUGGUCCAGCAGCCCCCCACCGUCUACGGUCAGACGGUGUGCUUCCCCCAGAUGUAUCCACUCACACCAGUUAGUCCCGGCGUGCAGAAAAGCAUAAUAUGGAAGUCUCCAGCGAUGUACCAGGUCCAGAUGCCUCAUAUGCCUGUCAACCAGUCCAAACCAUACAGACCAGGUAAAGUGCCCAACAUGAGCCAGCAGAGGUCAGACCAGCAUCACCCGCCGGGCACGCCCACCAUCAUGCACCCUGCGACGGCAGCAGGGCCGCCAAUCAUCACACAGAGCCCGGCCUACUCUGCCCAGUACUUCACCUGCAGCCCGCAGCAGUUCCCCAGUCAGCCACUGGUCCAGCAGAUGCCCCAUUACCAGUCACAGGCGCAGCAUGUGUUCAGUCCUGUAAUGCAAGGCAGCGCCCGCAUGAUGGCGCCGCACACACACGGCCAGCCCAGCCUGGUGUCCUCCUCAACCACACAGUACCCAGAGCAGACACACACCAUGUAUGUGUCUCCUGGUCCGAUGCCCCAGCAGUAUCCCCACCCCAGCGCCACCUUGCACCCUCACCCCCAGCACCCUCAGCCCUCUGCCACGCCCACAGGCCAAGGUCAGCAAGGUGGGCCUCCUCAGCAUGGAGGUCCCCCCAGCCACCCUGCCGCCAGCCCAGUCCAGCACCCACAGCACCCUCAAGCGGCAGCAGCAGCCGCUGCCGCCGCCCAAGCCCUCCACCUGGCCAACCAGCCUCAGCAGCAGAUGUACUCGGCUUUGGCCCCCACGCCCCCCUCCAUGACCCCAGGUCCCAACCCCCAGUCCCCACAGGCGUCCUUCCCCUCUGCCCAGCAAACGGUGUACAUCCACCCCCAGCAGGUGCAGCACGGCUACAACCCCAACCACAUGGCUCACGUGCAGCAGGCUCACAUGCAGUCUGGUAUGGUGCCAUCGCACCACCCGGGGCCCACCCACCCCCCAAUGAUGCUGAUGGCCACCCAGGGCCCACCGGGAGGCCCCCAGGCCCCCAUGGCUCAGACGGCCCUCAACCACAUCCCUGUCUCUUCCACCACACAUUUCUCCUACCUGGCACAUCCACAAGUGCAGCCUCAUCACCAGCAGCAGCUGUAGAUAGAGGGCGCCAGUGAGCUGAAUUCCUCAAGUGGAACCUUUCAUUCAUGAAGAGACAAGGAGCCCUCCUCCUCCUUCACCGCCCCCUCCUCCUCUCUUAGCUCAUCAUCCUCAUGUUUCACAUCAGUUUACCUCCCUCCUCCUUCCUCCCUCCCUCCCAGACAAGGCAAUAAGAGAAUGUUAACAGGUUGGUGAUGCAGUGAUGUGUUUUUGCCACAAGAGGCCGAUCACAAAGUAAGAAAACUAAUCUUUAAUCAGAAAAGAAGAAUUCAACUGGAACUUUGUCUGCACCUGGUAAAUAGACAGUAUUAAUCUUACUGUGUUAUGGCUGCUGCUGCUGCUACAAGACGAGUUUCUAACCAAACUAAACAAAAAAAAAGUCGAGAGGACACGAGGGGCGUUAUUUAUGGAAAAAAAUAAAUAUGAUGGUGACCAGAACCCACUUCUCACCUGACCCUAAUGUAACUUUUAAGUUAAAACUUUUACUUUGUAGAUAAUAUAAAUAAUUUAAAAAAAUGAGUAAAAAAAAAUUAAAAAUAAAAAAAGUUUUAAAAACUGAACCUUCUUGCUGUUUUUUUUUUUAACCCCCCCCCCCCCCCCCCAAAAAAAAUCAAACCAAAAAAUGGAUGGAAUGAAGCUUUAGUCUGGUUAGGUUUAUUUUACAAAAAGAAGUCAAAUAUACAGUUGAUAUAUAAUUUAGAAGGCUGAAUGAAAGGGAUUGCAAAGACAACAAAAAUGUUUUUAAAAGCUCUGUGGUGGUCGUCGGGUGGAGCUUUACAGUGCUGAGGUAAAAACACAAACAGUAUUAAGAACACGUUAGUCAUUUUUCAAAUAAAGAUGCAAACUGACCAAAGGGGGCAAAAAUGUAGCUUAAGCAAAAUGAACUAUUGUUGACAAUUAAAAGCUUUAAAAAUGCAGGUGAACAUGGUGGCUAUUUUGCUGUUGUAUUUCUUCAAAACAAACAAACAAACAAAAAAAAACGGGUGUGCAACCUGUGGCACUGCUAGAGCAUUUCAUACAAGUCUAGAAACAAACCCCCAGGAAUUGUUGUAAAAAAAAAAAAAAAAAAGCCACAAAAGCUUGUAUAUUUAAUGAUAAAUUUGGUAUGGCCUUUUAUCAAUGUUAUUGCACGACACACUUUUCUGCACCCUAACAUUUUUGGUUUUAUUUGUUCUUAGUGGCAACGAGGCGACUCCUGAUUGGUCAACAUGUUACAGUUGCUGGAAUACAUCAGCUGGUGUGUCACUUUUAUCAGAAUAGUUGUCGCAGAAUGAAAAAGAUCCUGCGUUGGAGACUAACACAAUGGUAAAAACUAAAUUGGAUGUUAGUGUUUAAAGCACAGACUUACCCCUUCUUGCUGCCAACAUAAAGCUUGUCUAUAUUUUACAAUAUUUACUUAAAGGCACAUUUUCCCAUUAAGGCUUGCUCACUUGCUUUGGUUUAAGCUAUUUAGUUUUUGCAGCAAAGCAAAGCGGCGUCAUUGUACGGCAGAAAAACAUGGAUGUGGAGAGUUCUAUUGAACAUAGUGUAAGAACGGCUCUCAUUUUGUUGCUGUUGGUUAAUGCUAGCAGUGAAAUAUUAGAGUUGGGCUCGUUGGCUCUAUGUGUGAGAAACUAUUUAAAACUGUUUCUGUGAGGGCUGUCGAAGAGAGCUUAAUGCUUCAAACUAAAAGCCACGAUGCAGGAGUUGUUUAACUAUACGAGCUUUUGGUACCGUACUUGAACGCAGCGUGAAGUACAUACGGGGCACAAACUUUAAAAGCUAGUCAUUUAGUACAUUGUAGCAAUCUUAAAAUCAAUUUAAGCUCACUAGUUAAGCACUAAUUGAUAGGGAUGGGCAUUUGACUUCAUGUUUAAUGGUCCAAUAUUGACGAUCACGAAUCCUGUCAACACGCCGGACUCCAAGCAAGCUGACUGAAGAAGGCGGAAGUAAAACGGCGAGAAAAGUAAGUUAAACAUACUUCAUAAAUGGACGACCAAGACGUUGGUAUGUGGCAGAUACACCCGUGUCCAAUAGUGUGACCCUGACAUGAAGUCGGCAAGAAAUUGCCAACGAAAUGGAGAGAGCAGAUAAGCCUAUCACUACGUAAUACGUACCCGGAACCCAAUCAGUGCCUCGCGUGUGCGAGGAUGGCGUUUUUUACGAAGUGCUGUGGUCGGUAUUUUUUUAAAUGUAUAAACAGAAAUGGUCAACAACCAUACUUCAUAUGUCACAUAUUAGGGUUAUUUUAUGAGUGACUCUUGUUAGCAUGCCGUUUCUAUCGUCUAACAUCCGCCAAGGCGGAGCUACUAAAAACUUAGGCAACGCACGUAGCAUCCGGUUACGUAUAACACACAUAUCCAAUAAAAGGCAUAAAAUGCAGUGAUAUUUCAAUGUAAACAACCAUCAGCAGUGUAAUGAUGGAUUCAUCUUACAGGACUAAGCUAGAGAUGUUUUUCUCUAAACUGAUAAAUACCAUCCAUCCAAACAUCUUCCUAGCAAAUGCUUGUAUGUAUUUUUUCUGUGGCGGAAGUGUAAAAUAAUUUAUGGAACAAAGAAAAGAUGGCUUAUAAAUUGUCCACUUGCACCAUGGAUAUAUGAGGGGGGGAAAAAAACAGAUUUGGUCAUUUCUCAAAUUUCUAUCUGAAGGUUUUGGGGUGGGGGACGUACGUAUAUUGCUUGCUGUCGUAAAACGGAUCGACGGAUCGCGUCGAUUACACAUGCCUAACGUGACUGCCGAAAAAUAGGCCGACCGGAUGUAGACGCGUUCUGCACAUGCGUUUAACCCAGUUGAAGCGAUUGUGUUCCGGGUACGUAUUGCGUAGUGACAAAGCCAACAGCUAACGAAGCUGCUUCAUUCGUUUUCCUUUCCCGCAGUCUGGAUACCCCGUAGCGCACUGCUGCCCCUCAUAGGUUAGUCCACGCACUACGCCAGGCCUCUGGGUGCUUUUUUGUGACGUGUGUGCAGAAAAAUGUUUGCUUUUAAUGUUGCGGUUUCAGUUUCACAGAAGUGCUAAACACAGGGCCACCAUGCUGCCCACCCCCAAACACUAACAAGACAUUUGUUUUCUCCUUUUUGUAUUUACGGCCCUUGGAAGACUUCAUAAAAACUAAAGAUGUUAUGAGAGACUGGCUCAACACUGCCUCUGCUUGUCGCAGACAAGUACUGCAGUCCCAUUUUUUUGCCUCCAUGCCAAACUAUUUUUCUGACUUGUCAAUGAAUUAACGGAGCGAUCACUCUGCCCAUCCCUACCUAGUACAUCUUGGUUCCAUUUUUCCAACCACGUAACGAAGAGGUGAAUUUUGAAAAUGUGUUGACAACGCGACAUGUUAGCACAUUUGACCGACCUCUUUGACCUCCAUCCCAUUCUGUGUCUUGACAAAACGUUUUUUUUCAAAGUGCACUGAAAGCAUCUCAAAAUAAAAUAAUGCAUGAAAAAAGGAGAAUAAGAGCGUCGGAACGCUGGAAAACAAAGAGUGCUUAGUUGUUUGUGUUUACAUAAGACUUGUGCCAGGAAUAAAUGUAUUAUUUCUUAAAAGAGCGACCCAGAACGCUAGCAAAAUAAUAAUAAAAAAAAAGGCGGUCCACCUCAUUGUGGAUCAUAAAUAAAAGUGCUGCACUCACCUGUCACUCGUGCUAAGCUAGCAUUUCACUGUAUUACUGGUGGUGGACACUCCUGCUCUUUUGCUGCCCCUUGCAGGUUGGGAGGUGCUAGCGUGUAGCGCUAUUAUAAAAUCUAUAAAAAUAGUUUUUCGCUUGCCCAGACUGAAUUUGACAUACAUUCACUGUGGACACAUGUGACAGCCCCUUGGCAUCAGACGCAGCAUCACAAGCUCUCUCAGAUUUAACGCCUCGGCUCCACAAGGGGUCAGAGGAACAUGUACUGGUUGUCUAUGGCCCGCUUACGGCCGCGUUCGGGCUCCAGCU
Dunckerocampus dactyliophorus (ringed pipefish) is the source of this 9052-nucleotide messenger RNA. RefSeq names its product ataxin 2 (gene atxn2). Bases 1777 to 5145 code for a protein of 1122 amino acids. NCBI's taxonomy places the organism in Eukaryota, Metazoa, Chordata, Actinopteri, Syngnathiformes, Syngnathidae. The transcript has 26 exons. Gene Ontology annotation, biological process: cytoplasmic stress granule assembly. The record is from RefSeq and is a predicted model, not a curated record. Gene Ontology annotation, molecular function: RNA binding. Gene Ontology annotation, cellular component: cytoplasmic stress granule.